CCAAUGCCUUGACAAGUGCUCUAUCAGCACAUAGCUGCAAACCGCCUUUAACGACUAGUGCCACACACGCACACAUACAAAACGAUUGCUCUCCUAAACCAAUUAAAACGAUUAAACCUAUGGAAAUCUCUCUUGGACAAUGCUCUGAGAGUAAAAUGGAAUGCAAGCGUAUACCCCCUUUUUCACCAAUUUGCACUAGCACUCUCAUUACGCAAUAUACUGAUGAAGAGUCUAGUUCGUGUUCGCCUAAUUUUAAUAUGUCAAAUGCUGAUCUUUCUCCUGCUGCCUCUGGCCCAUCAAAUGACUUGACUGUAAUGGAAAGCAACCAAAAAACAAAUCUACCACCUAUGGAGAUUGAUGUGGAAACUGAUCUACUGCCUACUAAUCGAAAUGAAAUCCAGAAUAUCACACCAAAAAAGCCUACCAAGGCUAUAAGAGAUGAUGUAACUACUCCUGAGCCUAAAGAGGAUAUAAUUAAUUCUGAUUUGCCUAGCAAGCAAAAAAGAAAAAUUAUUAUAAAUAAACCUAACAACAACAACAAGCGAUUUGCUGUGCCUCUACCAACGAUCCCAAUUUCUACAACAGGCGCUACACAACAACAACAGCGCCCACUCGAUAUUAACAGUGCUCUGUUAAACCAGCAGCCUAGUCCGAAACAACAACAACAGCAGUCAUCUGCCAACGCAACUGCUACCCAUUUACAACAACAACAAGCUCCUGGCGAAGAGGAACAACAAUUCCAAAUUGUACAAAGGUCUAAACCCAAACCUCCAGCCAUUUUUAUUACCAAUGUGCCAUCUAUCUUGCCAAUCUUGGACAGGCUAAAUUGCCUUGAUACAGAUGUCAAAUUUACUACCAAGACUGUUAAAAGUGGAGACAUCAAAAUUAUUUCUGAGGAUCUGGACUCGUAUGAGAAGAUUUUGGAUGCCCUAAAGGACUCUCGAGACCAGAUGUACACCCACCAAAACCGUGAGGAUAAAGGAUUCCGAGCCAUUAUAAAAAACUUGCAUUACUCAACUCCAUAUGAAAAUGUUAAAUCCGAAAUCAACAAGCUGGGCUUCAAAGUCCGAUAUGUUAAUAAUGUCAAACAUGUUCGAACCAACCAACCAACCAACAUGUUUGAAAUUGAACUUGAGCCUCGAAUUGAUGGAAAGAACAAUGAAAUUUUCUCAGUUAAUUUUAUUGGCAAGCAGCAAGUGGUUAUUCAAAAACAAAACAGCAGGCUUGAACCAGUUCAAUGUCAUCGUUGUCAGCUUUAUGGACACUCCAAAAACUAUUGUCGCAGAAACUUUAUCUGCCUUAAAUGUGCUGGAGCACACGCUACAACUGAUUGCCAAAAACGUAUGGACAACCCGAAGUGUGCCAACUGCGAUGGUAAUCAUAUUGCAAGUUACAAAGGAUGCCCAGCUUUCAAGUUAGCUCGCUCCAACAUGUUAAGGAACAAGCUAACCAAAAACAAUGCACAACAACAACAACCCACUCCGCAGCAACAACAGCAGCAGCAUGAUCGCAACAAAAAGCAACGAGGGCAGCAACAACAACAACAACAGCGACCUCGCUCACCACCUACUACAAGUCGCAACCAGCAGCCACCAAACAAUCAUAUGAAUAUGUCUCUCUUGCCUCGCCAGAAUGCAUGGCGACAGCCUCUGCAACCCAUUCUUGAUACUCUUAAUAUAUUAUCUCGUUCAAUUACAGCUAGCAAUGAGUAUAAAUAAGCAGCAACUCAGCACUAGAAGCAAAGCAGCGUCUAAGCAGUUAAAUCAAAAGCAGCAACAACAACUACAAAAACGCAAACCCAGUAAGCAGUCUUCACAACAAGCAGCUAUAAUUCAACAGAAGCCGAAGGCCCAACAAAAACAACAGCCGCACCAGCUACACCUGAAGCAAGCUAUCAACUUGCAUAUGCAGCAGCUUAAACAACAACAAAAUCACCAGCAAAACAGUUCUAUGGAUCAGCAACAAAACAGUCAACAUAGCAUCCAAAACAAACUACGUCCCCGACUGCAGAGUCCACAGCAGCAUCAGCAGCCGCCUCUACAACAACAACAUCAGCAAUUAAAACAACAACAGCAAACUGCACAACGAGGGACUGCCUCUUCUAAUUCUUCGCGUAUGCCUAAUGGACUUCCAACAGCGAGCGAACUGCAAAUUAUGAUUUUUAUGGUCGAUAGUCUGGCCAAACAAUUACAACCCAUCAUCUCAUUCUUAUCUAUGUAUGCAAAUUGCAUCAAUAACGUUAAUGAAAAUAAAUAUGUCUAGUUCAUUUACCAAUACUAACACUCAAUCGUUGCCCUCUCAUUUGGGCGCGAAUAUAUAUAACUUUCCUAUUGGCAGCCAAUACACAACACCUGCCAACAAACUCAAAUUAUCUUAUUGGAAUGCUUGCGGAAUAGGAAAUAAGAAACUAGAACUUUCCCAAUUCGUUAAUGAUAACAACAUAGAUAUUAUGAUGGUAAUUGAAACCAGGUUUGACUCUGCUAAUUUUACAGGUGGCAACAAUCAGCACCCUUUGCAAAUUCAAGGCUUUGUUACAUAUUAUGCUCAACAUCCAACUACCUAUAGAAAGGGAGGGGUAGCCAUUCUUAUAAAAGAAGGCAUCAAACACUGUUCAUUACAAAUCAUUUCUGAAGACCAUGUCCAAUGUGCUCCAG
Messenger RNA from Drosophila willistoni, 2654 nucleotides. RefSeq lists its product as uncharacterized. The record is from RefSeq and is a predicted model, not a curated record. Lineage: Eukaryota; Metazoa; Arthropoda; Insecta; Diptera; Drosophilidae. Bases 1633 to 2262 code for a protein of 209 amino acids. The transcript is spliced from 2 exons.